CCUGUGUACUGUGUGCGGCAAUGGCGACCGAACUGGAAGAACUUGUGGGCUUCCUCUCUUCACCAUCUCCUAAGGUGACAAAGGCGGCUGUGGAUAUUGUUCGGGGAUUAACUGGGUCCGACGAUGGAUUGAAAUCUCUUUCAAUUUAUGCUAAGACUGCAUUGCCAUCGUUGUCUCGGCUCUUAAGUGCCAAGAAGGAGAUUUCGGAACCCGCAGCAGAAGCUCUUGUAAAUCUUUCACAGGAUUCUGUUUUGGCAGAAAAGAUGGUCGAGAUGGGAAUGACUAAAACGGCCAUGGAUAUGUUAUAUAAGCCAGAGUCUAGCAUUAGACAAUUGUUGGUUAUGCUUCUAGUGAAUCUUACGCAGUUGGAUGCUGGUAUCACUUCCUUGCUUCAGACUGAAGAUGAGAAGAUGCAAGGACUUUAUGUUAUGAAGCUUGUUAGAUCAUUUUGUAGAUCCUCCAGUGAAACUAGUGAGGAUGCAUUCGAACAUGUUGGUUCCAUACUUGUAAACAUCUCGAAUCAGGAAGCAGGAAGGAAACUUUUAUUGGACCCUAAGCGGGGGCUUUUAAAGCAGAUUGUUAGACAGUUUGAUUCAAGUAGUUCAUUGAGAAGGAAAGGGGUUUUUGGUACAAUUCGCAACUGUUGUUUUGAAGCUGAGAGCCAGCUACAGAAUUUGCUUUUGAUGUCAGAGUUUCUUUGGCCAGCUCUACUUUUGCCAGUUGCUGGAAACAAGGUUUACAGUGAACAAGACACGUCAAAAAUGCCCCUUGAACUUGGAACCGUGCUCUCAAUUGAACGUGAGACAGUUGUUGAUCCUGAAAUUCGAAUUCAAGCACUGGAGGCAAUAUACUUGAUAUCAUUACAGGAGGCGGGCAGAAGAGCCUUUUGGUCUGUCAAUGGACCCAGGAUAGUACAAGUUGGGUAUGAAGAUGUAGAAGAUCCAAAAGUGAUGGAAGCAUAUGAACAACUUGGUUCCUUGUUGGUUAAUAGCGGUGGGACAGAGGAACCUUCCAUUGAGGCAUCCAAGUAGCAAUCUAGCUUUUAUUCAUUCAAGUGACGGAUGAUUAUUGGAGAAGAGCUUGAUAGUACUAAUUAUGAGGGUGAUUGGAACUCGAGUGACGGUUUUGCUUAUAUUGUUCAUAUGUGACAACUGCCUUUAGCCACAUACUAUCAACUUCUGGAUGUUGGUUAAUUUAAAGCAGAUCUACAGGAAAGUUGUCACACUGCAAGGAUGAAACGAGAAAAGGGAAAGGGUUUGCUCCGUUCGAAUGUGCUUUAAUUUUUUAAGUCUGUUGAUUUUGUAAGAAUUACAAUUUGAUUUAGUUGCUUAAGCCGGAAACUAUUUGGCCGCACAAGUUACUAUGGUUAGCUCUAGUUGGAACUUGGAAAAGCUUAGAGGAAGGAAAAAGGUGUGAUCAAGAGUUUCCUAAAUAGGUUAAGUGGAAAUAUGGAAACUUUGAAAGGUUAACUUAUUUUCCCCCGAACACAUACAUUUUAUUAUGAAGACCGUCUGUUAGAUUGUUGCAAAGAAGGGGACCAGUUCAAAAUAUUACUCAAUCGAGGUUAUUAAUUUAUCGAAGUUAUAUUGUGUUUGCA
Molecule: messenger RNA, 1597 nt
Organism: Morus notabilis
Lineage: Eukaryota; Viridiplantae; Streptophyta; Magnoliopsida; Rosales; Moraceae
Product: protein HGH1 homolog
Exons: 9
Coding region: 21-1031 (336 amino acids)
Molecular function (GO): protein binding
Source: RefSeq, a predicted model, not a curated record